Messenger RNA from Capra hircus (goat), 4275 nucleotides. RefSeq names its product inositol 1,4,5-trisphosphate receptor interacting protein-like 1 (gene ITPRIPL1). The record is from RefSeq and is a predicted model, not a curated record. NCBI's taxonomy places the organism in Eukaryota, Metazoa, Chordata, Mammalia, Artiodactyla, Bovidae. The coding region runs from base 1050 to 2693 and encodes 547 amino acids. The transcript has 2 exons. Gene Ontology annotation, cellular component: membrane.
CCGGAGCCCCCGCCGCGCGGGGAAGAGGGCGGGGACCGUCAGGCCGCGCGGGCUCUUUAAGACCGUAUCCGUGCUAACACCGACUGGCUCCUGGAGAGGGCGGUGAGACUAAGCAAGGACAAGUUCCAAAGGGAGGAGAGCCCCCCCCACCUGGCUUCAGGGCCCACACGUUGUAGUCCUUCAAGAUCUCGGUAAGGCCUAUAGCUUGUGAACAGGUGGGGUGGAUUCAAGAUCCAGGAAGCGUUAGGCCACUGCGGUGGAUGGAGAGGCAGAGGAAUCCACCACCGUGGGCUGUUGGGAGGCCUGGGGCUUCUGGUCUUCAGGAAGUUUCCUGGGCUGAGAGAUGGAGCUGCGCCUGCCUUUGGGUCUGGCUCACCAAUGGGGCAUCCCGCAGCCCCCUAAGGAUCUCCGAGAGCACAAGGGCAGGGGUGGAGAGGUGACUGGUGGCUCUGUGUCUCCUUGGCUCCCACUGGGGGUUGGUCUACCGGGCCCUGGGAAGAGGAGAAGCUGAGUGGUCUGAUGACACAGGGUGUGCCGAAUGACGAUUGUGAAGUCACAGAGGAAGUGGGGUGCUACAGCCGGGCCUGGGGGGCCGACCUGGGGCAAGAGGAGGAAAGGUGUUGCCCAGGCAGAUCUGUGGAAGGGACUCUGGGAUCAGCGGGGCACACCUGGUGCCCACGGUGGACUGAUGAGUCGGGUGAGGCCACCCUGGCCCAAGGGUCCCCCUCCCCCUCCUCCUCAGGAACGCAGACAGUUCUGUGGUCCACGUUCUGGAAAGCUUAACCACCACCCACACCAUGUGGAAGGAAAGCAGUUGAGAGACAGGGUGGCACAUCUGGUUGCUCCCCUCUCCCUCCUCCAGACUCCUCCCGGGCACACUGCCCUUGCUCUGCCUAGCCCCAGCUCUGUGAGCUUUCUGUUCCUCCUGAGUAGCUGACCUCCAGGACCUGGGGUUCCCGGACUCCGGGGAGUGUGUGCCGGAGAGCAGAGGCGUCCUGAAGAGCACCACUGACCCCCACCCUCCUACUUCUCCAGAUGCAGGGGCCUCCAUGGCUGUGAUAAGCCUUCUGUUCUUGGCAGUGAUGUACGUCGUCCACCACCCCUUGCUGGUCAGUGACCGGAUGGACUUGGACACGCUAGCCAGGAGCCGGCAGCUGGAAAAGCGGAUGAGCGAGGAGAUGCGCCAGUUGGAGCUGGAGUUUGAAGAGAGGAAGCGAGCAGCGGAGGAGAAGCAGAAGGCAGAGAACUUCUGGAGAGGGGACACUUCUGGUGACCAGCUAGUGCUGGGGAAGAAGGACAGGGGGUGGCCGUUCCAGGUGGACGGCCAGGAGGGCCCUCUGGGCUGGAUGCUAGGAAAUCUGUGGAAUGCUGGCCUCUUUUGCAUUUUUCUCAUUUUUGAGCUCCUGCGACAGAACAUGCAGCACGAGCCAGCCUUUGAGUCCAGCAGUGACGAGGAGGAGGAGGAGGUCCGGGUGGUGCCCAUCACCUCCUACAACUGGCUCACUGACUUCCCCUCCAGGGAGGCCCUGGAAUCUUUCCAUAAACACCACGUCCAGAACGUCACCCGGGACCUGCCCUGCACCUGCGAGUUUGUGGAGAGCUUUGUGGAUGACCUCAUUGAGGCCUGUAGGGUGCUCAGCCGCCGGGAGGCUCACCCACAGCUGGAGGACUGCCUGGGCAUCGGGGCGGCUUUCGAGAAAUGGGGAACCCUCCAUGAGACCCAGAAGUUUGACAUCCUGGUGCCCCUCGUCCCCCCACAGGGCACAAUGUUUGUGCUGGAGAUGAGGGAUCCGGCCCUUGGCCGCCGCUGUGGCUGCGUGCUGGUGGAGUCAGAAUGCGUGUGCAAGCGUGAGAAGCUGCUGGGGGACGUGCUGUGCCUGGUGCACCACCACAGGGACCACUCGGCCCUCGUGGGUACGCCUAACAGCUCCAUCAAGGCGGCGCUCUGCACCGGCUCCCACCUGGACGUGUACAAGACUGUACAAUGGUUCCGGAACAUGGUGGGCAAUGCCUGGGCCCUUGUGGCCCACAAGUAUGACUUCAAGCUCAGCUUGCCACCGUCCACCACCUGCUGCAAGCUCAGGCUGGACUACCGCUCGGGCCGCUUCCUCUCCAUCCGCCUGGUCCUGGGGGUGCAACGGGAAGACACCUUGGUCUACCUGGUGAGUCAGGCCCCCAACCAGGAACAGGUCACCAGUGUGGACUGGCCCGAGUCCUUUGCGGCCUGUGAACACCUGUUCCUAAAGCUGGUCGGGCGUUUUGCUCCCGAGAACACCUGUCACCUCAAGUGCCUCCAGAUCAUUUUGAGUCUCCGGGACCUUCAGAGUUUACCCCAGGGAGCGUCCUGCCCCAUCCUCACCUCUUACCACUUCAAGACAGCCCUCAUGCACUUGUUACUGCGGCUCCCCCUCACAGACUGGCAACACGACAUGCUCUCCCAACGACUCCAGGACAUCCUCUGGUUCCUGGGCCGAGGCCUCCAGCAGAGGUCUCUCCAUCACUUCCUCAUCGGCAACAACUUUCUGCCCCUGACCAUCCCGAUUCCCAAGACAUUUCGGAAUGCUGAGCCCGUCAAUCUCUUCCAACACCUGGUGCUAAACCCCAUGGCACAUUCACAGGCAGUGGAAGAGUUCCACAACCUUCUGGCCCAGGUGAAAGCUCUGCCCUGUUCCUCGCUGGCCGGGGCAGAUUGACUCAUAUACAGGCCAUUAAAAAGGGGGAGACGGUAUUUCUGAUUCCUCAGGCGGCAAAAAGUUUUAUUUCUCAGACACAUCAGUGAUAUGUGUGACCUUCACCUUGCCAGUAGGGGGUUAUGAUAGAUUAAAACACUUAGGUAUACAUGAAGCAGUUAUGAGGGGUCCAGCCUGCAGGGGCUAAUCUAGGGUGGGUCUUUGAAGUUUUCUUCUCCUGACUUAACUUUCAUCAUGACCCAAAGAGGGCCCAGGGAAAUGGAUGUUAUGGGAUUGCCUUGCUGCUAAAGAGUUGAGAUCUGGAGGGGACCUGUGAAGUUGGGAUGUGUAGUAACACUGGAAGUGAAAGAACCAGAGAAUACCUCCAUUCCAGCUUAUUUGUGUGUGUGUGUGAAUGACUCCACACACAUCCCUUGUAAACUGGCUUCCUUACUGAACUCAGCCCAAUUCACAGCCAAGCUGGUAGCACCCUGUUUUAUCCCAAAUACUGUUAUGGUAGCUUCUUGUUAUUUUAGGAUCAGAGUUUUCAGACCUUCAUUAUUUGAAGAUGUUUAUUUGCUAUUUUCUUCAUUUAGCCCUUUCUUCAUGUUAUGUGAAAUGCAGCUGUUUUAUGCAUCUGAAAAAAAUUCCAAUGCUACCCAAAUAACUUAUUAGCAUUGAUUCACAAACAAAUAUUAAGUCGACAAUGGCCUGUCCCAUAAUUGAGAUGAUGUGUAUUCUAAAGUUAAUGACAUUGCCAACAUCUGAUGGCCAACUUCGGGCCUGGAAACAUCAAAAAACCCUUAAGGAGGACAGUCUCUUGGGAGGCUUGGAGAUGAACAAUUCCUGUUUCUGAGGGGAGUCACUUGUUUGUUAAAUGGAAAGAAGGUUUAGCUACCACAUGUAGCUGUCCUUUUCAGUCUGUUAAUGCCUUUGUAUUCUGUCUUCAAAGAUGACAAGGUAUUAUUUGAACUAUGUUUGUGGGUUUGCAAAGCGGGGUCAUUGCAAUCCAGGCCCAUUGCCAGGGCUGGACAGGAAGGGGCUGUGAAGCUGAUCAGCUCUAACAAAGCCAUGAUUCCGGAGAUGUGAUUGGUAUAUUUCCCCAUCUUUCAAAACCCUGGGUAUCCUGGGGAGGAGCAUUAAGAAAUGUGAGACUCUAGCUGUGGGUGUGGUUGUUUUGGAAAUACCAGCGCUAUUCCUAGCCAGCACACCAGCACUGCCAGAACUGGGCCCCACUUUUACCUUGACCUUGGGUGGGGUGACCUCUGGGGGGGUUAGAUGCUGGCCGCAGAGGCUGUGCUUACAGAAUCCACACCCUCCCUUCCACAAAAAUAAAUGACAGGAGUCCCAGAUGCUGAUGCCAGCCAAUAUUUAGGGCCCCCACUGCUGCACAAUAGCUGCUGUGUUCUCACGCUGUCUGUUGGUAUCGGCCAGGUACUGCUUUCAAGUUCGGAUACAGUGAUGUUGGUCCUCUGCUGGUGGGAUUCUGGUGUUUUAAAAACAUCCAUAUGCUUUUGUUGAGAAAGUAAUUUGCUGAUGUUUUACUUCCAAAUCAAUAAAGGAGACUAUUUUCUGUAUCAGCUGGAAUCUGGUGCAGUAACACACA